AAGAUAUAUUUGAUUUAUUUUCUUUGCCGUGCGUAUUGUUUUUUAUAACUGUAGAAUUAUUGCCAUAUUAAUAUUAAAAAAAUUAUUAAAUUUGCCAAAAUGAUUGCAACAUCUUUUAAAGAAGGAGAUGAACCGACACCUGACCAUAUGAUGGAAAUGUCUGAAUCCGAAAUGAACACAUCCCGCCAUCAGUCGUCACAUUCUUCUUUAUCUAGUGAAGCCGACUUAUCAUUUUCUUUAACAGUUGAUAGAGAAUUGGAUCCACUGGUAAUUGGCGAUGAGCUGCCAGCGUUUGAAAUCAGACUAGUAUCACCACUGGGUCGUACACCUUCGCCUAUUGACACCGAUUUGGAAGAUUUACAAACACCAACGCGAGUGAUUCAGGUGGACGAUGAUUCUACACCAUGUGCCUGCUCAAGUUUAGAUUUUGUAACACUACAAGAGAUUAAUGCACAAAUCAGCCCUCCCACGGAUGAUGAAAAGAGCAAGACAAGUCUAAGCCGCUGCAACAGUCUGGAAACAAUUUUUGAAGGAGUGUUUUUAAAUACGCCGCCGAGAAGAGAAAGUAACGCUCGCAAUAUUAAUUCAAUGCGUGGCAAUCUCUUUGACAAAUUGAUAGCCAAUCGCCUAAGCGCAGGCAAAGAAAACCAAUUGCCGAACGGUGCCACUGCUUUAUUAAAUUCACCUACGAAAACCCGUUCGAAUCUCGAAAAUAGCAAAUCAACUGAAGAUAACAGCCCGCCAAAAUGAAAUAGAUAGACCAUGCACCAUAUUGAAUGCUACUUGCAAGCUUUGCUAAUAAAUGACUGCUAGACUUAAAAAAAAAAAACAAUGUAAUAUAAUAUAAUAAAGGAUAUAUACAUAAUUACGUC
Molecule: messenger RNA, 872 nt
Organism: Ceratitis capitata (Mediterranean fruit fly)
Lineage: Eukaryota; Metazoa; Arthropoda; Insecta; Diptera; Tephritidae
Exons: 1
Coding region: 100-750 (216 amino acids)
Source: RefSeq, a predicted model, not a curated record